Messenger RNA from Strongylocentrotus purpuratus (purple sea urchin), 2254 nucleotides. RefSeq names its product integrin-linked protein kinase. The record is from RefSeq and is a predicted model, not a curated record. The transcript is spliced from 11 exons. Gene Ontology annotation, cellular component: focal adhesion; stress fiber. Gene Ontology annotation, molecular function: protein kinase activity; ATP binding; protein binding. NCBI's taxonomy places the organism in Eukaryota, Metazoa, Echinodermata, Echinoidea, Camarodonta, Strongylocentrotidae. Bases 802 to 2148 code for a protein of 448 amino acids. Gene Ontology annotation, biological process: integrin-mediated signaling pathway; protein phosphorylation; substrate adhesion-dependent cell spreading.
GCAACCUAAUUUGGAAUGCGAAGAAUCCUGACCCGUAGGCGUGAGGUCAUCCAUUAUCGGGAAUCUCGUCUGAAAAGAGUGGAGGAGUGGCCCGUGUAUCUCGCGCUCGUAAUCGUAUCCUAGCUCUACCGCGAGUAACCUUACUGCAACUCAGUGAACUUGAUAAUGUUGCAACUUUAGCUGGGAUCUUUUGGAACUUAUUGAACCAGUACGUGCCAGUGGCAAUGACAUGACCCGCACUUCAUGAAGCUUCAUGUUAUAAAGUUGUUUAGAUCUUAGAGCAUCUAAUUCUAAACAAGACGAGGCCGAGCUCGAGAGGAGCAUUGAUUUGAUUUGAACAGAUGCGGAAGGAUCAACCGCUCAACUUAAUUUCAUGAUUGAAAUCUUUUCUGUAGUGUAGACUGUUGUUGUUAAUGUUAUCACUCAGUGACAGUGGUUUAUAAUAACACUUGGCAGUCAGUGAACUUCAUUAUUGUUUUGAAGACAGCCAUCAUUAUGAUCAUCAACAUGACUUUGUUGAAAAGAUAACACAAUAUUCUUCUCUUCUUGUUUCAUAUGGACAUUUCCAGUAUCCUGGUCUGGAGAACUUUGGAUUUGCUCCACAGUUACUCGUGUUUGAUUGACACCAGUACCAGCACAGUGCAGUGAAGGAGAAGUUUAUCAACAACAGGAUUAUGAAUCACUUGAACGAAUAAAUAUAUAUAUAAGUGACUAAUUGUCCAGGCAUUUGACUUACUACAGUUGAUAGACUUGCUUCCUAAAGAGGAGUUUUAGCUGAAUUUGAAACAAUUUUAUACAACAAUGGAUGACAUUUUUUCACAAAUCCGUGAUGGGAAUGCAGUGUACGUCAGAGUUUGGUUGGACAAAGUUGAGAAUGAUCCAAACCAAGGAGAUGACCAUGGCUUCAGUGCCAUGCACUGGGCGUGCAAGGAGGGUCGUACCAACAUCGUUGAUAUGUUAAUCAGUCGAGGAGCAAAGAUUAAUGCUACUAACAUGGGUGAUGAUACAGCUCUUCACUUAGCCGCUGCACAUGGUCAUAGAGAUAUUGUCCUCAAGCUUAUUCAGCACAGAGCAGACAUCAAUGCAAUGAAUGAACAUGGAAACACACCUCUACACUAUGCAUGCUUUUGGAAUUAUGAACAAAUAUGUCAGGAUCUGAUCAAUAAUGGUGCCCUCGUCGCCCUGUCAAAUAAAGAUGAUGACACACCCCUGGACAAGACUAAGGAAGACAUGGGGAAUAUGUUAAAAGAGAAAGCAGCAGGCAUGGGCCAAGACAUGACAAAAAUACAAUACAGGAAUAACUGGAGUGGUACAAAGACGAGAAGUCGUGAUGGAACCCUAUCAAGGUUUGCUGGUAUCGAUCUGAAACAUGUCAAGCUACAAAGCAAGAUCAACAGUAGCCCUACAGGGGAUAUGUGGAAGGGUAUCUGGCAGGGGACUGCUGUCAUGGCUAAGGUACUCAAGGUCACCAACGUGACCUCUCGUAUCUCUCGAGAGUUUGGUGAAGAGUUCCCACGGCUACGCAUCUUCUCCCAUCCUAACAUCCAUCCUGUGCUUGGAUGUGUGAACCAACCCCCGAAUCUUGUCGUGCUGAGUGAGACGCUUCAGCAUGGGUCUCUCUUUCAUGUUCUGCAUGAAGCCUCCGGUAUUGUUGUUGAUCAUGGUCAGAUGGUGAGCUUUGCAUUGGACAUUGCGAGAGGUAUGUCCUUCCUACAUGCAAUGGAUCCUCUCAUCCCAAGAUACUAUCUCAACAGUAAGAAUAUCAUGAUUGAUGAGGAGCUGACAGCUAAGAUCAACAUGGGUGAUACCAGGUUCUCCUUUCAGAAUAGAGCUAAAUUCUUCAAUCCUGCUUGGAUGGCACCAGAAGCUUUGCAGAAAAGCCCUGAAGAGAUGAAUGCUCGCUCAGCAGACAUGUGGAGCUUUGCUAUCUUGAUCUGGGAGCUGGUGACCAGAGAAGUACCAUUUGCUGGCAUGUCCUCUAUGGAGGUCGGAAUGAAGAUUGUUGGAGAGGGUCUAAGGAUUGAUGUACCUCCAGGCUCCUCCCCUCACAUGAGCAAGCUGAUCAAGAUCUGUAUGAACGAGGACUCCACCAAGCGACCCAGGUUUGACAUGAUCAUGCCCAUCUUGGAGAGGAUGCGUUCUAACUAGGAUCCUACGGGAAAGCGAUCAUUGAGAAUAGGUGUCCAGGGGGGUGUUUCACAAAGAUCCUAAGUUGAACUUAUCUCUAAGUUAGACUUAACAUUUAUGGAAAGCC